GUAAGGAGGCAAUGGGCACCAGGAGGGCGUUGCAGGAGAUUGCCGUCUCCUAUCUGGAAAGCCAAAAGGAUGAUCUCAUGGAAGAGAAGGAAGGUGCUCCUCUGUCUCAGAACAAGUUGCUCACCUCAACGAGCAGAAGUUCUAAUAGAUACGCACCUGAUGAUGAGCACAAGGAAAACAUGUCGCCUGCUGGCUGUGAAAACUUUACCAAGGAAAAGUACACGUGUCUGAAAACUGGACCAGAAUCUUCAAAGGAACCCGAGCGCGAUGCAAGGAGUAGCACCUGUGAUCAGGUCCGGAGUUGCUCAAGUCUAGAAGAUAGCAGAGUUUCUCAUUCUAAAUCCAGCCUGGGCCAGCAGGUAGAUGAUGAGACUGUAAACCCUGACCCCAGAGAUGGGAACUAUGCCACUCCUAAGAGAGACAUCCAGGUGACUGAUCUGCCCGAUGACCCCGGCCAUACUCCAAUGGACUUCUCCAAAGCCACUGCGGCUGAUUUUGGCAUAUCUCCUGAGAGCUUCACCAACCGGUGUGCUGGAAAAUCUCCCAAAUCCCAGCUAAAGUACAGACGCAGGUCUACUAUCGGUGUCCGCGGCUCCCCGGAGAUGAACUUUCUGAUCCGUCAGAUUGCUCAGCAGAGGAGCAAAGCGAAGAUUGAACCCGAUCUCUCGGCAAAUCCAUUUACAUCUCCACGGAAUUUUUUUCUGAAGAAUAAGAUGUCUGCCUUUCGAAAUGCUUUCCAGGCAGUUGAAGAGAAUGAAGGAAAUAUCCCUUUUGCUGGAUUUUCCGAUGAGACGGAAUCUCGGAGUAACAGUGGUGGUGUAAAAGCGGAGGGAUUUGAGCCACCUGAGAAAAGAAAGAAGACUUGUAAUGAUGUGGAUCUGAUGACAUUCAGCGGCCCUACAAAGCAACGGGAUCAGUCUUUGGCCUCUCAAACGCCAGGAAAUACAGAGGAAAGCCAUACGAUACUGACAUGUGAGGAAACGCUCACAGAAUCUGAGUGUUCGUUGGCCUCGGGACCUUCGCCCAGUGUCUCUGUGUCCUCAGCAGAGCUGCAGCCUGCGCCUCUCUCCUCCAAACCACGGCUGAAGAGGAAAGUGAUGUUUGCAGAUCUGCUGAGUCCUGGUUCAUCAUCGCCACCAAAACAGCUCCCGGAAAUAGAGGACCCUUUUGCCACUUAUCCGUGUCCCAAACCAUUCAUCAGACCUGCAUUAAAGAAGACUCCGAGAAGAGCUAUUAAUCCCAUGGUGAGAUUUGCAGUGGGGGAGCUUGAAGAAGAGAAUGAUCUCCUGCCUUCUACCGCAGAACAUUCCUCGGAUCAUGAUGGGAACGUUCACUUUAGAUUCAGUAGACUGGAGUGCGCCAAGGAUUCAGUGAAAAAGAAGAGGGUUACUUUUGGAAGGGCGUUAAGCCCUGAGUUGUUUGAUAAAACGCUUCCAGCUGACACCCCUCUUCGACGAGGGAGCACCCCGUAUAACCAUCGUACGCCAGGUAACAUGACGCCGGGAGCAGCGAAGGCAACCGUUCAGAGCCCCUUUGAGUCGCUUCUGCAACCAGAUUUUGACAAUGCGGAGGAGACGAUUCAGCCGCUCUCUCUGUGUUUUGAUGAAGAGACCUUUAGCUGCGACACAACCUCGUCGGACUCCUUGCCAGGACACAAAGAUGAGAUUCCUGGUGAAAAAGCAGACGGCAUAAAACUGAGCACACCCCAAACUUCCAGUUCUCUGGAUGACUUCUUACCGCAGUCUUCACCAGAACGCAGCCCAGCUGAGCCUCCAAAAGACGCACAGAGUCCGACUGGUGCGGAAGCCGAGCUACUGCUCAGUGAAAACACAGAAAGCGUAAUGCAAGAAAGCACGUCGGUCCCAUGCAGCUGGCAGCACAAACCCUCGCCUCCAGGAAACGGCCAGACCGUCCACCAAGAAGAUGCACAGAAUCCCGCGGAUACUGUUGUGUCCACCCCAGAGUCUGGUUCCUUAGUUCGUGGUAGCAGGGUUACUCGUUCUGCCUUAAAGAGAGAGUUCUGCGUUUCGGAGGAGAGUACCAUGAGUAACGGCUCACAAAGUGAACACCAAGGCAAGGCUGCUAAAGUGAAGCGAGUUUCCAAAAAGGGUGCAGACAGGAGGCCGGUUGCAGCCAGGAAAGCUCAGAUCAAAGCCAUUCGUGGAAAAGGGAAAAAGACCCGUGGAAGGCCUAAGAAAUCUGUACAGAAGGUGCAGCAUGAGCCGCUGCAGGCAGUUUCUAAGAAGCCACUCCUGAGCCCUAUUCCAGAGCUCCCCGAAUGUUGUCCAACACCCCCUGUGUUCGCAGCCUGGAAUUUCACUUCAGGUACAACUGUAACACCUACACGCAAACAAAUAGUGAAAGUUCCAAAGGCAAAAUCUAUUCGUAAAGUUCAAGGAAAAGUGCAAAGGAACACCGAUGACUUUGGGCUUCAAGAGCCUGGAGAUGAUUGUGUGAAAAAAGAAGAGGAACCCAAUAUUUUAAAUGUUUCUUUGAUGGAGACGGCUCAUACAGCAAACGGCACAUUAGAUGGUAAAGUUGUUGACCAACACAAGCAUGACCACAUCAAUACACCUUUAAUCCAAGCAGAACCUUCCCAGGAUACUAUGUCCAUCCUUGACGCAGUCCAACAGAUAGCCGGCCAAAGCAACAAAGUUUCCCAAAAUCCCGAAGGACCAGUGGGGGAGGAACUGGGUAGAAUAUCUAUGCCUAUAGUAGUGGGCACUGUUGCAACUUCACCAGGCACCAAAGUCGGCAAAACAAGUAGCAUAAACUCUCGGCGCAGAUCAAAGAGGCAAUCUGUCAGCUGUAAUAUCGAACCAAAACAAACCCUGCUAGAAGAAGAGGUAACCGCGGUGAAUGUGGCAGGACUUGAUGGUUUGCACGGUUCACAGACUACAGCAGGCAAUGCCGACGACCCACAACCUGUUCAUACUGUCCAGUCCACUCAAAAGCAGGCGCCCACUCAAAGCUUUCCAAGCACAGUUUUGUCAUUGAAGCCCAUAGUGGUCGGUAAAUCUGUAACACACCAGAUGACCACAACUUGCACGGUCCUUGAUGAGGGUCUAGAAAACGGAGGCAUCAGUCAUUCUGCUGUGUCACCGAGUGCUGGGCAAAUUGCUGCCUUGAUGGAUAAUCCCCUACAGUUUGGUGCAAAGAACGGGAAGAAGGUGAGACGCAGCAUGAGGCUUCGGAGAGAGUCUGAUGCCAACGGCCUUUCUUGGGUGCAGGAGGAUAACCGGAAAGAGGUGAAAGGAAGAAGGUCCGUAAGUUUCUCAGUGGCAAGGCAAACCGAAAGCCCUAAAUGGCUGGUAGAAGAUAAGGUAAAUAGUCCAAUCAAAGAAGACCAGAAAACCCCGGCUGCCCCCAAUGUAGAAAAGAAAUCCAGGAGGAGAACACUCUGUAUGUCUGCUCUACGGGAAACGACAGCUUUGCCUAAAACACUCAGGAGAAGGUCGGAUUGUUCCAAACAAGAGUAAGUUUUAUUUAAAGCUGAUGAAGAAACAGAUUGAGGUAUCCCUCCCAGAAGCCAGGGUGCUUCAAUGUGUGGCUUUCAAAAAAGAAAAUGAAGCUCAAGGUAACUGUGGAGGGAACUCUGUUUAAUGGUGACUUUAUGAAUCCAGUUGUGGCUCCUCUUUCAACAACUUCAAGAACAACUUGAGCUCGAAUGCUGAUGCUGAAUGCCCUCAAAAUAAGACUGCAAAAUGUUUUUAGGCGCUGGUUUUCCAGGCUUAAUUGAGGUUUUUGUUAGGGUUUGAGAAAUCUUCACUGGUGUCAGAUGGCACUCCUCCCUAUUUGUUCUAAAUGUGGAAAUAUCUGUAUAUUCCACAUAAAAGCUGGUAUAACUCUAUAGUUUGUGGUGGUUGCAUCAGACUUGCUGUGCACAUUCAACAAAUAUCUCGUUUUUGUCCAGUUGUUUUGUUCACGUCUUUUUUUGUAAAUGUCGUCUAUUUCCUCAUCGCAGCUUGGUGGCGGCGCGUUUAACAUACUGUAUGUUCAUUGUAAUACCCAAGCCUGCGUUUUGAUUCUUUACGCUGUCUUUCCUUUUUUAUGUGUUUGUUCUACAUUAAAUGAUGUAUUUUAGGUCUUCCAGUCUUAUGUGUGUCAUGCACUUUGCCCAGAAGCUCUUACAGAUGCAAAGCAGGACAAUGCUUGCUCAUUAAUUCGACCCUGAGGUUUAUGAAGUCGCUGAUCAGCGCUGGUAUUGAUAUGGUUGGAUGUUUGCACCUCCUUUUGGGCAUGAUGGCUUUGAUAAGGCUACAUGUACGCAUCUGAAGCAGAGCUGUAAAUUACUGCUGCAAUUAAUAAAUUUAUUGCCUUUAAUAAA
Spea bombifrons (plains spadefoot toad) is the source of this 4327-nucleotide messenger RNA. It is a transcript of the gene CDCA2, whose product is annotated as cell division cycle associated 2. NCBI's taxonomy places the organism in Eukaryota, Metazoa, Chordata, Amphibia, Anura, Pelobatidae. The record is from RefSeq and is a predicted model, not a curated record. Gene Ontology annotation, cellular component: chromosome; nucleus. Bases 12 to 3479 code for a protein of 1155 amino acids. Gene Ontology annotation, biological process: regulation of chromosome segregation; regulation of mitotic nuclear division. The transcript is spliced from 15 exons.